CUCACUUCUCACCGUCAAUCCUCUGUCUGAAUUUACUUUACCAAAUAAUGUCCUGCAUCUUCAAGUCGUGCUUUGGGGGAUGGCGAUUCCCCAAGAGCGACGGCUAUGGAGCCAGGGAUAGCAAGUUAAUGUCUCGACGCGUGCUCGUAAGAAAUUCAAUGGAAAAGGAGAACGAGUCAUUCUCAUGCCAUCGGAGCUUUGCGAGGACCUCAACAGCUUAUAGCAAUGAGAAAUCUGCCUUGAACGAGCAUAACAGUCCUAUGGACGACUGCGACGAAGAUGCUGAGGAACGUUCCACGUACAUAUCCGAGAAGCAUUUUGAAGCUGGCCCCGACGGGGCUCAGGUGGCUGAGGAAAUGCUCACUCAGGAGAGACGCUUGACAAGGAAGAGUGUUCUGUUCAGACCAGGGAAGAAGAACUCUGGGAAGGGCUCUCCCACUCCUCUUUCUCCACAUAAUACUGGCGAUGAGCUCCAUCGCCGAGCGCAAUUUGCAAUGGCAGUCAAGAGAAUGGACGAAGAGAACGCAGAGCGAGCAUGGGCGGCCGAACAAAAGCGACGCAACCAGUGGAAGAACGACAGGAAGAACACGAAGAAGAAUUAACAUGCUCAUAAACAUUAUAACCUGGGAAUGGUGUACAGGAGCUCUUGG
Molecule: messenger RNA, 650 nt
Organism: Lindgomyces ingoldianus
Lineage: Eukaryota; Fungi; Ascomycota; Dothideomycetes; Pleosporales; Lindgomycetaceae
Exons: 2
Coding region: 48-602 (184 amino acids)
Source: RefSeq, a predicted model, not a curated record